AUGGAGGCAAGCAUAGCACGCUCGCUCAAUGACAAACUCUACGAUAAGAGGAAGGUGGGAGCUUUAGACCUCGAGCGUGUCAUUCGAGAUCUUGCUACCGCCAAGGAGUUUGACAGAAUCCAAAAGAUUAUCCAGCAGCUUUGCAAUGACUUUGCUUAUGCCGUCCAUCAGCCUCAUGCUCGAAAUGGUGGUCUCAUUGGCUUGGCAGCAGCCGCCAUAGCUCUGGGCCCGGAAUUAGCACGAUAUCUAGAUGAGAUUGUGCCUCCAGUACUUGCAUGCUUCACAGAUCAGGAUGCUCGGGUCCGAUAUUAUGCAUGUGAAAGCAUGUACAACAUUGCGAAGGUGGCAAAGGGUGAAGUCCUCCCAUAUUUCAACGACAUCUUUGAUGCAUUAUGUAAACUUGGUGCGGACUCAGAGCUCUCAGUUAAGAACGGAGCGGAGCUACUUGAUCGUUUGAUCAAAGACAUAGUCUCUGAAUCCGCUGCUACAUACGUCUCAGUACUUCACACCUCAGAAGAGGCAGUUGUAGAAGCCGACAAGGAAACUCCAGAUGGCUCUAUUGAUCUACCAACAGCCUUCUCGCUUGCAGACUUUAUUCCUCUCCUGAAAGAACGGAUACAUGUAAUGAAUCCAUUCACCCGCACCUUUCUCGUCGGCUGGAUUACUUUACUCGAUUCGAUUCCUGAUCUAGAGCUUGUUUCAUAUCUCCCAGAAUUUCUAGGCGGCCUCUUCAAGUUCCUUAGCGACCCGAAUCGUGACGUUCACGUUGCUACUCAGGGAGCUUUAGAGAGAUUCUUGAGCGAAAUCAAGCGGAUUUCUCGAAUUAAAAAGGGUAUCGAAGAGAGCCGAAAAUCCAAGAGUGACACAAAACGAAAGCGCUCAGGGUCCAUGGACAGCGACGCGUCGAAUGCACCUGAUGCAGGUGGUGAUGAUGAUUCCAUAAAUGCCACCGAUGACAAGGAUGUCAGUAGUGAUGAUGAUUGGGUUCCAGGACAAGAUGUCCAGGUCAAUCACAAAGAUGUUCUUGAGAUAUUAACAGCAAAUCUUGAUUCGCCGCUAGAGGAGGAUAGCUUAUUGGAGUCACUACGAUGGAUUGUCGAAUUCCUAGACAUUUGUCCCGAGGAGGUCCUGCCUUUUGCUCCGAAGAUACUUGCUCAUCUUCUACCAGCGAUGGCCAGUGGUGUUGAGCCCAUUCGACAAGCGGCUGCGCGGGUCAAUACAUCCCUAAUGAACUAUGUUGUCUCAUUGUCCGAUGAUGGCCUCCGCUCAGAAACCCCGACUACAGGCCCGUCAAGAAUUAUAACUUCAGUAGUUAGGGAUGUUACGAAUGAUAGGAGAGACUCCUCUACAAAUAAUCGAGGGUCCCUGUCUGGCCCCAAAGAUCAGCAAGACAGAAGAGAAUCAGAAGUUCAGACUCCUCCGCCGCCGUACAACAAAACUCCGACUCCGACCCCACCUUCUCAACCGCAAGUCGAUCUUGACUAUGCCGCAGCCGUCAACUCUCUGACCUUGCUGUUUCUGAAUGACCAUGAGGCGACUAGGGUUGCGGCUUUGACUUGGUUGCUUAUGCUUCAUAAGAAAGCCCCCAGAAAGGUACUUGCAAUUAAUGACGGUACUUUCCCGGCCCUUCUCAAAACAUUAUCCGACCCUGCGGAGGCUGUUGUCACUAGAGAUCUGCAGCUUUUGUCCCAGAUUUCACGAAAUAGCGGCGAUGAUUACUUCACCUCUUUCAUGGAGAAUCUCCUUCAGCUUUUUUCGACUGAUAGAAAGCUUUUGGAGACGCGGGGCAAUCUUAUCAUCCGACAGUUGUGUGUGAGUCUCAGCCCGGAGCGCAUUUAUCGUACGCUGGCGGAUUGCAUUGAAAAAGAAGAGGACGUCGAGUUCGCCAGCAUCAUGGUCCAGAAUCUCAACAAUAACCUCAUUACGGCCCCUCAAUUAGCGGAUCUCCGCAAACGUCUCCGCAACUUGGAGACUAAGGUUUGCAUAUCCAAGAUAUAUGACUAUCGCCUCCACUAA
Lachnellula hyalina is the source of this 2016-nucleotide messenger RNA. RefSeq names its product VAC14-like protein. Bases 1 to 2016 code for a protein of 671 amino acids. Gene Ontology annotation, biological process: positive regulation of kinase activity; phosphatidylinositol biosynthetic process. The record is from RefSeq and is a predicted model, not a curated record. Gene Ontology annotation, cellular component: fungal-type vacuole membrane; PAS complex; endosome membrane. NCBI's taxonomy places the organism in Eukaryota, Fungi, Ascomycota, Leotiomycetes, Helotiales, Lachnaceae. The transcript has 5 exons.